Linum tenue is the source of this 2046-nucleotide messenger RNA. Lineage: Eukaryota; Viridiplantae; Streptophyta; Magnoliopsida; Malpighiales; Linaceae. The record is from the annotation of a GenBank genome assembly.
CUCUCGCUAAAAGAGAAACAAGAAGAACAGACACUAUAGUAAUUACAAACCAACUUCACACGUAGAACCAGUCAACAACCCACAACUCUCCUUUUCUCUUUUCGUAAUACAAAAAACGGGAAAAGAAAAUACGACCCGCUCUGCAAAAUUUCUUCCCCUUGACCUUUCCAGCUUUCCCCCUCCAAAUUCAUACAACUCGGCAGCAAACAAGCAAGACAUCGCAUUCCACUGCUAUUUCCUCUCCACUUCCGGAUUUCCAAAAAGAAGAAAAACGGAAACAAUCAACCCUUUAUAAAAUCCCCUUUGAUUCCCCUUUCCGCCUCUCAUCUCAAUCUCACAAUACCCUCUCAAUUCUCAAUUCCUUUGGGGAGAGAGAGAGCCACUCAAAAGAACACAAACAGAGCGAAAAGUUGGGCAGAACCCAUUUCUUAGAAAUCCCAAUUUCAGUAGUCUCUUACUACCAUAAAUAUCGAACCUUUCCCCCCAAUUUCCGGCCAUGGGGAAGUCACUUGGAGCUCUGAUCAUUACUGGGUUCCUCCUCUUCCUUUCCUUCUUCACCUCGCCGUCUCAAGCCCAAACCUGCAACGGCUUGGCCUUACCAAGCAACCAAGUCUACUCAACCUGCGUAGAUCUGCCAGUUCUCAGCUCAUAUCUCCACUGGACAUUUCACCAAGACAACUCCACCGCUGAUAUAGCCUUCAGAAAGACUGGAACCUCACCCACCAACUGGGUUUGUUGGGCUCUGAACCCUAGUGGAGGCCGAAUGGUUGGCUCCCAAGCUUUGGUCGCUUUCCAGCAGGCUAAUGGUUCCAUGACUGCUUACACCACUUCGAUCGACUCCUUGGGUCCUUCCAUGAGACCAGGGAGCUUGAGCUUUAGAGUUUCUAACCUCAGAGCUCAGCAUAGUAAUGGGGAGACUUUGAUCUUUGCUACUUUGCAUCUGGAUGCCAAUUUGUUGUCAACCAAUCAGGUUUGGCAAGAGGGGCCCUUGGCCAGUGGGACUCCUUCAAUGCAUUCUACUACUGGGGAUAAUGUUAGGUCGAUUGGGACUAUCAAUUUCCAGACUGGUGCUUCCACUGCCGGUGGUGGUGCCAGUAACUCAAGACUCCGCAAGAGGAAUAUUCAUGGAGUUCUGAAUGCAGUGAGUUGGGGAAUUCUGAUGCCUUGCGGGGCCAUGAUAGCAAGGUACGUGAAGGUGUUCCAGGUAGCAAACCCAGCAUGGUUCUACCUCCAUGUUGCCUGCCAAUUGUCUGCCUACAUCAUUGGUGUUGCUGGCUGGGGAACGGGACUCAAACUCGGCAGUGACAGUGUUGGAAUUCAGUACAACAAGCACAGGAACAUUGGAAUCACCCUCUUCUGCUUUGGCACCCUUCAGAUGUUUGCCUUGCUGUUAAGGCCAAAGCCAGACCACAAGUACAGAGUGUACUGGAACUUCUACCAUUAUGCGAUCGGGUAUGCGACCAUUGCCCUCAGCAUCACCAACAUCUACGAGGGAUUCGACAUCCUCAACCCAGAGAAGAAGUGGAAGAGCGCGUACACCGGCAUUAUCAUCUCGUUGGGAGUCAUUGCUCUGGUGUGGGAAGCUCUCACUUGGCUCAUUGUCAUCAAGAGGAAGCGGGCUGUUGGCUCUGCUGAUAAGUAUCCCAAUGGAGGCACUGGAUAUGGUCACAGGACACAGCAGAAUGCUUGAAGAUUCUUCCUUUUCACUUCUUGAGAACGAUUCAUUUACCGCCCCUCCCCAUUAGUGUGUAUUUUUUCUCUCUCUCUCUCUCUCUACAUUUUUAAUUUAAGUUCUCUCUCUUUUGGGUAUCUCCUUGUGAGUUUAGUGCUUAUACACUGCAGUGGGAAGGGCUUGUUUUGGAGGGACUUGAUGGUUUGUAGAGAGUACUCUAUAGUUUAGAUCUUGUCACUUAGUAUAUAGAGACCAUUUGUUUUGUAUGUGAUUCUUUCUACUACUUACCAUGCCUCUCUUCUCUGCUAUAUAUAUAUAUAUAUAUAUAUAUAUAUAUAUAUAUAUAUAUAUAUGCGCAUAUAUAUAUAUAUAUA